UUUUCCUCCCUCUCUCUCUCUCUCUCUCUCUCUCUCUAACCCUGAAACUGUUCCCUCGUUUUUUCUCUCUAAAAUCUGGUCUGUUUUCUCGUAUCCCGACAGUCAUCUUCUUCAAAUUUUACAUCGAAUUUUCUCUAGCUUCUUCAGGCAUGGCAGUCCCCUUUAAUGAAGAAGAUCUUCAUUUUCGACUGUAACAUAAAGCUUCCCUUCCUCUGCAAAAAUGGAGAAAGAGGUCCAGCUCUUGUCACGAGUAUCUGUAAACUACCUCUUCUUGGCCCAAUUCGAGACAUUUAGGGCUUCAUUGCUAAGCCUCAGGAACAGGGAUUCAGACCUUGCUGUAGCGAUUCUCAGAGCUGUAGUUGCAGAAGGUGGAAGGUUCAAGGGUGUUCUAUGGUCGAAAAGUGUCAACUCACCUCCUCAUUUCGCCUGGCUAUCAGCUCUCGAGCUGAUCGAAUAUGGCUCCUAUUUAUCUUCAAAAUCAAAGGUCGAUCCUGAAUUGUUGAAGUUGAAGGCAGAGUUUUUACUCAUUUUACAGAUGAUCAGCUCUGAGGUCUCUGAGAGUUAUGGGAAGUUCAUAGACUUGGACAGCAUAGGUGGCCAGGAUAUUUCUAUCUAUGAAAGCUAUGAGUCAAGGCCCGAGGAUCUUGCUGAGUUUCAAGGAAGUGAAUCGAAUUUGAGUGAACCUACCGGAUUCAUGGUUGAUGUGGCUGCCCUUUUAGAUAAGCUCUUCAAUCUAGGGUUUCAGAGGUUAAAGAGAGAGGUAGUUUUUGAAAAUGGGCUCAAGGAUUUAAACUUUUCAUUUACAGAUGGGGAAUUGAAGUGUUUGAGGAGAGUUAUUUGUGAUCAAGCAGAUCUUCUAGAUUCCUUGUGUCUCAAUAUUUGGAAACAGAUGCAUUAUUUGGACGGUUAUGAGUCUAAAUUGGCAUUGAGUUUACAUAGAGGAGAAUUAUCAGAGAGAACUGAUAACGUUGUUGGUGACGAUAAUGAUUUUGAUGGUUUGGAUCAGUUUUUGUUGGGGUCUAUGAUUCAGAGAGAAUUUCAGAGUGUGCAUUUGGAGUUGUUGAAGAAAGAGGUGAAGGAUAGUGACAUUGACGAAAAUUUCAUUCUUUCUCGCCUCCGAUUUUUGCAUUUGGAGUACGGGUUAUCAGUGUCAGAAUACAGAAUGGUUUUGCAAGAUUGCAUCGAAAAGUUUGCAUCCUUUGAAAAUGGCUAUGGAGAAACUUGGUUCUCAGUGCGCGAAAAAAUGCUGAAGAUCUAUGGAGAAACAUUAUCAUCUAAUUGUUUGCAGCUUGUACAAAUGAUUCAGGCCAUUCAAGAUGAUUUGCUUUCUAAAGAAAUUGAGCUGUACAGACUUUCAAAUGCUGACUUGGCCCCUCCACCACUUCAAAAGCUUCAAAAGUACUUUGAUGCUUUAAGUUGCACUGAAGACUCUGUCCAGAGUAUGGUAAUUAGAUCCUGCAAGCAAGAUAUGUACCACUAUGCCCGCGUAACUGGAGUUCAUGUUCUUGAAACCAUAAUGGAUGCUGCUCUAUCAUCUUUGAAGAGGGAAGAACUGCGAUAUGCUGCCAAUGUUCUUGUGCUCUUUCCCCUACUUCAACCUCUGGUAGCUGUCAUGGGUUGGGAUCUCUUACCUGGUAAGACAGCUGCUCGAAGAAAAUUAAUGGUGCUAUUGUGGACAAGCAAAUCUCAGAUGCUGAGGUUGGGAGAGUCUUCAUUGUAUAGAAAGCAAUCAGAAGAGAUAUCUUGUGUGGAGCAUCUAUGCAACAUUUUAUGCUAUCGCCUGGACCUUGCUUUUUUUGCGGAGUGUGUCAAUUCGGGCCGACCAUGGAAUUCAAAAACAUCUUUACGGUUAUCUGGAAAAGAACUGAUGGGUGAUGGAGCUGAAGAUAUGCAUAUGGAUCCUUUUGUUGCAAAUUUUGUGCUAGAACGACUUGCUGUGCAGACACCCUUAAGAGUUUUGUUUGAUACAGUACCAACCAUAAAGUUUCAAGAUGCAAUUGAACUUAUCAGCAUGCAACCCAUUGCAUCUACGAGUGCAGCCUGGAAAAGGAUACAGGACCUUGAGCUUGUACACAUGCGAUUUGCUUUACAAUCUGCUGUUCUUGCUUUGGGAGCUCUGGAAAGAUGUAUGAUUGACAAGGAUGAAAAGUACGACAAUCUCGCUAUUUGGUAUUUAAAGGAUUUGCAAGAUCAUUUAGAGGCUAUCAACAAUAUACCCCGUAAGAUAUGUAUGGUGAGCGUCAUCAUCUCCCUGCUGCAUAUGGAUGACCUCUCGGCUAACCUAACACAGUACAUUUCUUUAGUUGGCCGUUCCGAACUGCCUCGUACUCCUACUUGGGAACAGCCUGUUUUUGAUGGGGAAACUAGAACAGUGGUGUCAUUUAUUGGAUUAAUACUUGAUAUCUUGCGCCAUAAUUUACCGUCAAAUGGACUUGAAAUAGAUCCUAAUUCAUGGAGCAAUGCCACAAUAGCAUCUGGAAAGCAGGCGAUGGAGUGGAGAAUUUCAUCUGCGGUACAGUUCAUUGAAGAUUGGGAGUGGCGCUUGUCCAUUUUGCAGCGUCUUCUACCCUUAUCCGAACGCCAUUGGAGCUGGAAAGAAGCAUUGGCAAUUCUUCGUGCUGCUCCUUCUAAGUUGCUUAAUGUCUGCAUGCAAAGAGCAAAAUAUGACAUUGGCGAAGAAGCGGUACAUAGGUUCUCCUUACCUCCAGAAGAUAAAGCUGCUCUGGAACUUGUUGAAUGGGUUGAUGGUGCCUUUAGAAAGGCAUCGGUUGAAGAUGUGGUUUCUCGUGUUGCUGAGGGAAUUCCAGGUGGCGAUCAUGAACUGGACUUUUCGUCCUUUUGUUCCCAGUUGGGUCCUUUAGCUACAGUUCUUCUUUGUAUUGAUGUAGCUGCAACUACAGCUAAGUCGGUUCAUAUGUGUAGUCAACUACUACACCAGGCACAGACCUUGCUGUCACAGAUAUUUCCAGGUGGUGCUCCAAAGAAAGGCUCGACAUACUGGGAUCAGGUCCAAGAAGCAUGUAUUAUUACUGUGACAAGGCGUGUCCUUAAGCGUCUUCAUGAUUUCUUAGAUCAGAGUAAAUUUCCGUCCCUUCAAGCAAUUCUCAGAGGUGAUAUGGUUGUAUCUCCUUCAAGUGAGAGUAACAGGCAAGGACAAAGGCAGCGAGCUCUUGCCAUUUUGCAUCAGAUGAUUGAGGAUGCUCACAAGGGAAAGCGGCAGUUUUUGAGUGGGAAGCUGCACAAUCUUGUAAAAGCUGUCGCUGAUGAAGAAAUGGAUGAAAGCUCAUCUAAAGAGAGCUCCUAUGUGGAAUCUACAGUAAGCUUGGGUUCUGAGAAGGAUGGAAUUCUUGGCCUUGGUCUUAGGACUGUGAAAUCUAACUCUCACAGCACAGCAGCUGUGGAAAGUAGUACUGAUCCAACUGAUUAUGAUUUGAAAGAUGUGAAUAAAAGAUUAUAUGGUCCCCUAAGUUCGAAACCGGCCACAUAUCUUUCUGCAUUUAUCCUCUACAUUGCAACGAUUGGUGAUAUAGUCGAUGGAGUCGAUACUACUCAUGAUUUCAACUUUUUCUCUCUCAUAUAUGAGUGGCCUAAAGAUCUUUUAACUCGUCUGGUUUUUGAGCGAGGCAGUGCUGAUGCAGCUGGAAAGGUAGCUGAUAUUAUGGGUGCGGACCUUGUUCAUGAAGUUAUAUCAGCUUGUGUUCCUCCAGUCUUCCCUCCGAGGUCUGGUCAUGGCUGGGCCUGCAUUCCUGUUCUACCAGCCUAUCCGAUGAUGAGUCUUGAGAACAAAAUUCAUUCUCACUCUUCUGUAGAGGCUCAGCCUAGUUCUUCCUCAUCAUUAAUACCUGGAGUCCCACUCUAUCCUCUUCAGCUUAAUAUAGUGAAGCACUUGGCAACACUGUCACCUGUUCGAGCUGUAUUGGCUUGUGUCUUUGGGAGUACCAUAUUAUCCAGUGGCUCUGAAUCAUUGGGAUCCAGUAGCUCGCAUGGUUCAAUAACACAACCAUCUGAUGCUGACAGGUUGUUUUAUGAGUUCGCACUUGAUCAGUCUUACAGAUAUCCAACUUUGAAUCGAUGGAUACAAAUGCAGUCCAACCUUCAUAGAGUAACCGAAUCUGCUAUUAUAACCAAACGUAUGGCUGAAACUGGCAAAUCUACAGCUGGGUCCAAAACUUUGGUGAAACGAUUACGGGAACCUGACAGUGAUACGGAAUCAGAAGUGGAAGAUGAUGGUUAUGGAGCAGUAGGCGCUCAUGCUUCUGUAUCUGUCUCAGAGUUUGAUAAAAAGGAGUUUGCAGCUUCUGGUACUAAGCAAGACCUGCAGAGAUCAGAGAGUUUUGAUUCUGAUAGGACAGUUUUUCUUUCUUUUGAUUGGGAGAAUGAAGGGCCAUAUGAAGAAGCUGUAGAGAGACUAAUUAAUGAUGGGAAAUUGAUGGAUGCGCUGGCUCUUUCUGAUCGUUGUUUGCGAAAUGGAGCCUCUGAUCGAUUACUGCAGCUUCUUGUUGAACGUGGAGAGGAAAAUAUGUCAGCUUCAGGACUUCCGGUCUAUGGAGGACAUAACUUCGGUAGCAAUAGUUGGCAGUAUUGUUUGCGGCUAAAAGAUAAACGACUAGCUGCUACACUUGCACUCAAGUACGUGCACAGGUGGGAACUAGAUGCAGCCUUGGAUGUCCUCACGAUGUGCAGUUGUCAUUUGACUGCGGAUGAUCCACUUAAAACUGAGGUCAUGCAAAUGCGACAAGCUUUGCAGAGAUACAAUCACAUUUGGUGUUCAGAUGAUCAAUACAGCAGCUGGCAAGAGGUCGAAGCUGAUUGCAAGGAGGAUCCCGAAGGUUUGGCACUUAGACUUGCUGGAAAGGGAGCUGUAUCUGCGGCCCUUGAAGUUGCAGAAAGUGCUUCUUUAUCCAUAGAUUUGCGAAGAGAACUACAGGGCCGACAACUUGUCAAGCUUCUUACUGCUGAUCCUGUAAAUGGGGGAGGCCCAGCUGAGGCUUCAAGAUUUCUUUCAUCUUUACGUGAUUCUGAUGAUGCUCUUCCAGUUGCUAUGGGUGCCAUGCAGCAGUUACCAAGUCUGCGUUCAAAGCAGCUUCUUGUUCACUUUUUCUUGAAGCGACGGGCUGGGAAUUUGUCAGACGUCGAGAUCUCACGUCUUAAUUCUUGGGCUUUGGGUCUUCGCGUGCUAGCAGUUUUGCCUUUGCCAUGGCAGCAACGGUGUUCAUCACUUCAUGAACACCCUCAUUUAAUACUGGAAGUUCUCUUGAUGAGGAAACAACUUCAGUCUGCUUCAUUGAUCUUGAAGGAGUUCCCUUCUUUGUGUGACAAUGAUCUGAUUCUUAAAUAUUCAGCAAAAGCAAUAGCUGUCAAUGUGACUCCCCCAUUAGGUGAGCAAAGAUACCGCAUUGCGGCCUCAAAAACAAAACAAAGAGGUCGAAGUGGCGUACCACCUAAGUCAAAUAUUGGUAAUAGCCUUAGCAACCUACAGAGAGAGGCCCGUAGGGCUUUCUCUUGGGCUCCUCGAGAUACUGGUAACAAAGUUGCACCUAAGGAAACCCAAAAGAAAAGGAAAAGCUCAGGGUUUUCUCCAUCAGAGAGAGCUACUUGGGAAGCAAUGGCUGGUAUCCAAGAGGACCGUGUAUCCUUUCAUUCUGGUGAUAGUCAGGAACGACUUCCUUCUAUUGCUACAGCUGAGGGUUGGAUACUCACUGGAGAUCCAAGUAAGGACGAUGCUGUUCGCAUGUCUCACCAAUAUGAAAGCGCUCCUGAUAUCAUACUUUUCGAAGCACUGCUCUCUCUAUGCUCAGAUGAAUUGGUUUCAGCUAAAGGCGCUCUAGAGUUGUGCAUUACCCAGAUGAGGAAUGUGUUGAGCUCCCAGCAACUCCCCUUGCAUUCAUCCAUGGAAAAAGUUGGACGAGCUUAUCAUGCAACUGAAACUUUUGUUCAGGCACUAGUUCAUGCUAGGUCUCAUCUGAGAAAACUUGUUGGGAGUAGUGAUUUGUCUAGCACUUCAGAUCGAAGUAGAGAAGCUGAUGAUGUAUCCUCUGAUGCUGGCAGUUCUAGCAUCAGUAGUCAGUGCACAGAUGAGCUGUCAGAACUUGUAUCACAGGCUGAUAUCUGGCUUGGGCGUGCCGAGUUACUUCAAAGUCUUUUGGGGUCAGGGAUUGUCGCUUCACUUGAUGAUAUUGCUGACAAGGAAUCAUCAGCUCAUCUUCGUGACAGGUUAAUUGGAGAUGAACGAUAUAGCAUGGCUGUAUAUACAUGCAAAAAGUGCAAGAUUGAUACUUUUCCUGUCUGGAGUGCUUGGGGCCAUGCUCUGAAUCGAAUGGAACAUUAUGCCCAAGCCCGUGUGAAGUUCAAGCAAGCUCUUCAAUUGCACAAGGGUGAUCCUGCUCCUGUUAUUAUUGAGAUCAUCAAUACAAUGGAGUCUGGCCCUCCAGUAGAUGUCUCAUCUGUCCGUUCAAUGUAUGAGCAUUUGGCAAAAAGUGCCCCAACAAUCUUGGAUGAUUCUCUUUCUGCGGAUUCAUAUCUCAAUGUUCUAUACAUGCCAUCUACUUUCCCUCGGUCUGAGAGGUCAAGACGAUCUCAGGAAGCUACAAAUAGUCAUGCUGUGCUGUCAAAUUCGGUGAACUUUGAGGAUGGUCCUCGCAGCAACUUGGACAACGACAACAUCAGAUACGUGGAGUGCAUCAACUAUUUGCAAGAAUAUGCACGGCAGGAAAUGCUCAGUUUCAUGUUCAGACAUGGUCACUAUGUUGAUGCUUGUUUGCUCUUCUUUCCUCCAAAUGCUAUCCCCGUACCUGCUCAACCAUCGGCACAUGGGACAGCGACUCAAUCUUCAUCACCUCAAAGGCCAGACCCUUUAGGAACUGAUUAUGGAACCAUUGAGGAUCUAUGUGACUUAUGUGUUGGAUAUGGUGCCAUGUUUGUGCUAGAGAAUGUCAUUGGAACAAGAAAUGCAUCUGCUGCAUCGCAUGAAGCUGUGGUUAGCCACUACACAGCUGCUGCUCUUACCCGCAUAUGCAAUUAUUGUGAAACUCAUCGCCAUUUCAAUUUUCUCUAUAAGUUUCAGGUUCUCAAGAAGGAUCAUGUAGCUGCUGGACUUUGUUGUGUUCAGUUGUUUAUGAACUCUGCUUCUCAGGAGGAAGCUCUAAGACAUCUAGAGCAUGCGAAGAUGCACUUUGUAGAAGGUCUAUCUGCACGACACAAAGCAGGAGAGUCCACAAAGCUCAUUUCCAAGGGUGUUCGUGGAAAGAGUGCCUCCGAGAAGCUUACUGAAGAAGGGCUUGUUAAAUUCUCUGCACGUGUCGCUAUACAAAUGGAUGUAGUGAGGUCCUUCAAUGAGUCUGAUGGACCACCAUGGAAGCACUCUCUUUUCGGAAAUCCUAACGAUCCUGAAACUUUCAGGAGAAGAUGUGAGGUUGCAGAGACACUUGCUGAAAGGAAUUUUGACCUGGCUUGCCAAGUAAUCUAUGAAUUCAAUCUUCCUGCUGUCCAUAUAUAUGCCGGCGUAGCAGCAUCAUUAGCAGAAAGGAAAAAGGGUAAUCAGCUGACUGAAUUUUUUAGGUAUAUCAAAGGCACCAUUGAAGAUGAUGACUGGGACCAGGUGUUGGGUGCGGCCAUCAAUGUAUAUGCCAACAGGCAUAGGGAGCGACCGGAUCGACUCAUUGACAUGUUAUCGAGCAGCCACAGGAAGGUUUUGGCUUGUGUUGUUUGCGGUCGCUUGAAGAGUGCCUUUCAGAUUGCUUCUCGAAGUGGCAGUGUGGCUGAUGUUCAAUAUGUGGCUCAUCAGGCAUUACAGACGAAUGCACUUCCUGUACUUGAUAUGUGUAAGCAAUGGUUGGCUCAGUAUAUGUGAUGCUAUGCAUGCUUCAGGCUUUUGUUUUGUGUAAUCUGCUGCUUCUAUUCUGUGUCAAAAAGCUCAUCUUGCACAAUAGGAGAUAGAUUUUCUGGGAGCCAAGAAAUAAUUUCCUUGGAAACCUGCUCCUGAUUUUUGAUCAAACGAGGGAUUCGAGUCAUAGAAAUUCUCAGCAAUAGGUGAGUGUAAAGUAGCGAAAUUGUGAAGGGAGAAAGUUGAUUGCAAUGAUGUGUAUAUGUACAUGUGUGUUUUUAAUUUCCAUUUAUUUACAGCUGGUCAUAUAUUUUUUGUUUGGCCUGCGUCAUGUCUAUCUGUUUUGGAGUGUAAAUUUCAAUUCAUUGGGAUUGGUUGGAGGUUCGGAUUGAGUAUAUAUCAGACGAAUUUUAUUGCGAUCAUCUUUUGUAGCCCAA
Molecule: messenger RNA, 8259 nt
Organism: Amborella trichopoda
Lineage: Eukaryota; Viridiplantae; Streptophyta; Magnoliopsida; Amborellales; Amborellaceae
Product: zinc finger FYVE domain protein
Source: RefSeq, a predicted model, not a curated record